AUGUCGCGGCAUGUUGCUCGACAGUUAUGGGGGCUGCCGACCACUACGGCGUCGAGUCUUACUGCUACGUGCACGCCAUACACACUCCCCUCCGACGGCGUCCUUAGUUUUGCCGAAGACAACAUCGUCACCCUCACCGCCAAUGUAGUCUUCUCCCCUGCCUGCACCCCAGGAUAUGUAGCCCCCGGAGCCAAUCAAGACCCUUCCAGUGUGGCCGACCUCCGGAACCCCUUCUAUGCCUCGACCAUUCCUCAGACCUUUGUUGUCGCAUGCGCCACCUCACUUGCCUGGGUCUUGGUUGUCAUGCUGUUGAUCAACUCGCGCUCCUUCAGUCCUGGAUUUGGUCUCACGAAUUUUGCUUCUGGAAGAGGUCUCAUAGGUGGCGCUACUGGUGGUACCGCUGCUCCGGGUGUUGGUUCACGGCCCUGGCUCCAGAAGGUGGCUGCUCUUCUUACUGCAAUCGCCCUCACAAUCGCCACGGCCGACACUUUCAAGGUCGCACACGAACAAUAUCUGACUGGUUACAUGGACGGAGAUGCUAUGCACAGCAAAGUCGAAGGUAGCAUGGAAGUUCGUGUCACGCGUGUUAUCUCCGACGUCUUCCUCUGGCUUGCUCAAGUUCAAACAUUAAUCCGUCUGUUUCCACGUCACAAAGAGAAGGUCGUCAUCAAAUGGGUCGGUUUCGCGCUCAUCGUUCUGGACACAAUCUUCUCCUGCCUCAACAGUUUUUUGGUCGACAGCUUUAAUCGCCCUCGUCAUUUUGUCGACGCCAUUCCCGCGUUGAGCUACCUUUUCGAACUUGCUGUGGGAUUGCUUUACGCCGCAUGGGUCAUUUUUUACGGUCUCACCAAGCGUCGCUACGCCUACUUCCAUCGGAAAAUGAAGAGUAUCUUCAUAGUGGCCAUAUUAUCACAUAUCGCAAUUCUAACACCUGUUGCCUUCUUCAUCACCGACGUCGCUCAGCCAGACGUUGCUGCUUGGGGUGACUACUUUAGAUGGGUUGGAGCUGCCGCAUCCAGUGUCGUUGUCUGGGAGUGGGUUGAACGAAUAGAAGCUUUGGAGCGAGAUGAGAAGAAAGACGGCAUCCUCGGCCGUGAAGUUUUUGAUGGUGAUGAGAUGAUCGACAUGACCCCCGGAGACAACAUGACAUAUACGCGGAAGCCUAGGGACAACUACCGCCCAGCCGACAGUGACAACGAUCGAUCUGGUGGCGCUGCUCACAAGUCUGGAUCGCAACAAGACUCGGUAUCACGUUUACCUUCUCGAAGGCGGAAAGUAGUUCCCCGACGGAGCACCCAUCUACCUCUCGGCAGAGCACAUUCCGAGAACCGGACUAUCACAUUUGGGAAUCUCCCUCGUCCUGAAACCGCUUUAACCCCAAUAACUAACCCAACACCACCUCCUCCUCGAAUUUCACCACCAGAUAGAGCGAACACAACGAGUGCCGCUUCAACUGUAUAUGUCAUCAAUUAUGGCGAGUCUCAAGAGCCCGAACCUGUACGUCGUCGUACGCAAGAUAUACCCGAGCAUCCACCGCCAGACGAUCUGGAAGCCCAAACGUCGACAGCUCUUCGAGAAGAGAUCAAAUAUGGAGACGCGACUCUGCCAGGCGGGAACUCAUCACGCAUACGUCAAACAAGCAACGCACUUUGGAACACGGUACAACAUCCAUUCAAGCGAAAACGAAUGAGUCCCCCGGCGGAAGUCCGAGCAGCACGACGUGAUAGUGAUACUCCUGCUCUGCCUGCUCACUCGUACUCGAAAUGGGAUCUCAAAGGUCGACUUGGUGCAAUCGCGGCUGAGCAAGGCGAAAAGUAUCGUGAACGAAGACAAGAGAAGGCGAAUGAUGUUGAUCUGCCCUAUACGGUGAUUCCGGCGCCCACGAGAGGUGCUGCGGCGUGGAGUCCACACGCGCUGAAACAUACGGAUAGUGAUUUCAGUAACAAAGACACUCCACCGGACUCGCAACAUAAUACUGUGCGAGACUCGAACAGUUCACAGCAUGUCACGUGGGCUAGUUCGACAACAGCUGGUAGUCAAGGGGACAAUGUCGUCAACGAAGUCCUGAACAGACGUUCUGAUGACAAUGAGACGCCUCGACAGGGUCCUGUCUUAUCGCUAGGCACGAGUUCCCCGGAAAGGAGCACAUCAGUAAUCGGCCCAGAAACAGCGAACGCACCACGAGUGCAACACGAUGACGAUGAGCGCGGAACGCCGAGACCGACCUAG
This is a messenger RNA of Aureobasidium subglaciale EXF-2481, 2229 nucleotides long. RefSeq lists its product as uncharacterized. Gene Ontology annotation, cellular component: plasma membrane. The transcript has 2 exons. The record is from RefSeq and is a predicted model, not a curated record. Bases 1 to 2229 code for a protein of 742 amino acids. NCBI's taxonomy places the organism in Eukaryota, Fungi, Ascomycota, Dothideomycetes, Dothideales, Saccotheciaceae. Gene Ontology annotation, biological process: cellular response to pH.